ACCGCCAUCUUCCAGUAAUUUGCCAAAAUGACGAACACAAAGGGAAAGAGGAGAGGCACCCAAUAUAUGUUCUCUAGGCCUUUUAGAAAACAUGGAGUUGUUCCUUUGGCCACGUAUAUGCGAAUCUAUAAGAAAGGUGAUAUUCCUUUGGCCACGUGUAUGCGAAUCUAUAAGAAAGGUGAUAAUGUAGACAUCAAGGGAAUGGGUACUGUUCAAAAAGGAAUGCCCCACAAGUGUUACCAUGGCAAAACUGGAAGAGUCUACAAUGUUACCCAGCAUGCCAUUGGCAUUGUUGUAAACAAACAAGUUAAGGGCAAGAUUCUUGCCAAGAGAAUUAAUGUGUGUAUUGAGCACAUUAAGCACUCUAAGAGCCGAGAUAGCUUCCUGAAACGCGUGAAGGAAAAUGAUCAGAAAAAGAAAGAAGCCAAAGAGAAAGGUACCUGGGUUCAACUAAAGCGCCAGCCUGCUCCAGACAGAGAAGCACACUUUGUGAGAACCAAUGGUAAGGAGCCUGAGCUGCUGGAACCUAUUUCCUAUUAA
Messenger RNA from Pongo pygmaeus (Bornean orangutan), 540 nucleotides. Its product is annotated as large ribosomal subunit protein eL21-like. Gene Ontology annotation, biological process: translation. The record is from RefSeq and is a predicted model, not a curated record. Gene Ontology annotation, cellular component: ribosome. The transcript has a single exon. The coding region runs from base 28 to 540 and encodes 170 amino acids. NCBI's taxonomy places the organism in Eukaryota, Metazoa, Chordata, Mammalia, Primates, Hominidae. Gene Ontology annotation, molecular function: structural constituent of ribosome.